This is a messenger RNA of Fusarium musae, 1605 nucleotides long. RefSeq lists its product as uncharacterized. The record is from RefSeq and is a predicted model, not a curated record. Bases 1 to 1605 code for a protein of 534 amino acids. Lineage: Eukaryota; Fungi; Ascomycota; Sordariomycetes; Hypocreales; Nectriaceae. The transcript has a single exon. Gene Ontology annotation, biological process: transmembrane transport. Gene Ontology annotation, molecular function: transmembrane transporter activity.
AUGAUUCGAGAACAUCUUCAGGUUCAAGAGCGUCUUCAGGUUGACGAAAAGGUCCUUGGCCUUUCUCCCGAAAAUCUUUCUCAAAACUCUUCCUCAACUGAGACUCUAAGCGACAUUCGAGUGCCCCUUGGCGUCGAGGCUCUCGAACCCUCAUUCUCUCUUUCUGGCCAUCUUCGCUCUGUCGAAGUCAACGUCUCAACAAUACGAGAUGAAGCAGACAAAUUCCUGUCGCCAUUCAGUUGGUCGGGUCGGAAGAAGGCCAUCACUCUACUGGGACCCUUCAUGGCAUCGACCCUUGCGGCAUACGCAGCUGGAGCCUACGCUCUAGCUUCAGAACCCCUUCGCGCGAAAUGGAACACCAGUGACACACUCUUCAACAUCGGAAUAUCUCUCUUUGUGGUCGGCUUUGCCUUUACUCCCAUGAUUCUCGCUCCCAUCAGCGAAACGCACGGCCGAUACUGGACCUUUGUUGGCUCUGGCGUCGUUUUCCUUCUCGGGACUUUGGGAUGCGCUGUGACGGAAAGCUACGCCGGCAUGAUGAUUUCUCGUCUUAUCACGGGCAAUGGAGCCGCCGUGUUUGCAACGCUCACUGGCGGUGUUGUGAGUGAUCUCUACAGCAAAGAGGAUCGCAAUAUUCCAAUGGCUUUAUACUCCAUGACCAUCAUGGUCGGUGCCAGUCUUGGACCAUUGAUCAGUGGAAGUGUCGUGGACCUUCUCGGCUGGCGAUGGAUCUUCUUUAUCCAAGUCAUCGCUAUUGGCAUAACAACGACAACGUUGUUCUUCUUGUUUGAAGAAACCAGAAGCAACGUCCUUUUACGCCGAAAGUGCUUCGUCCUGAAUGCGGUCCCCAUCAAGACAUCAGCAGGAAAGCCAAUCACCUUUGCGCCUGAGAUUGAAGAACGCCUUAGCAUUGAGGUCAGCAUUAUUUGGCGAAGUUUUGCCUUCCCACUGCGGCUUCUUUCGAAGGAACCCAUUGUGUUCUGCAUGUCUUUAUGGGUUUCCUUUGCUUGGGCGAUCAUGUACAUGCAAUUCAGCAGUAUUGGGCUGGUGUUUCGUAGCGUAUAUGGCUUCGACAAUGCCGAAGUCGGUGCAGUCUAUACUGCUACUAUUGUGGGCUCAAUUGUUGGCAUCGGAAUCUCCUUAUUGCAGAAACCUAUCAUAGAACGAGUGCUGCCUCACAAGAAGCCGCUAUCUACACCUGAACAACGCCUGAUCUCGCCUUGCAUACAGUCCAUUCUAUUGCCAAUCGGCCUCCUCUGGUUCUUCAUGACAGCCAGACCAGAUAUUUCGUGGAUAUCUCCAUGCAUAGCCCUUGGAGCGUGCUCAAUGGGCAUCUUCAGUAUCUAUCUUGCCGUCUUCAACUACCUUGCUGAUACAUAUCACGGAUAUGCCUCGUCGGCAUUGGCAGCUCAGAGUCUGUGUCGAAAUAUCUUGGGCGGAGUAUUUCCACUUGUCACGGCUAGUAUGAUAGACAGUCUGACCCUACAAGGUACAGGUGGCUUGCUUGGUGGACUUGGAUGGUUGUUGACUGGUAUUCCAUGGCUGUUGUACUUUUAUGGUCAAAGGAUUAGAGCUCGCAGUCCUUUUGCCAAAGGCAUGGAGUGA